AUGGAAGAGGCCGGGAGCAGACGCUCCCAUGUGACCGGCUUGCCCUCCUUCACGCCGCCCGCAAGCUGCAAGAAGAAGAACGAGACUGCGGUCGGGAGCGUGGGAGGGAGAGGGAAGGACGGAAACAGUGCUGCUCGUCGCCGCUCGUCACCUUGCGACAGUGCUGGCGGGAGCGUUCAUGUGGGGCUGCCGGAGUCGUACUCCGCGGCCCCGGCG
Pelobates cultripes (western spadefoot toad) is the source of this 216-nucleotide messenger RNA. NCBI's taxonomy places the organism in Eukaryota, Metazoa, Chordata, Amphibia, Anura, Pelobatidae. The record is from the annotation of a GenBank genome assembly.